Galeopterus variegatus (Sunda flying lemur) is the source of this 1190-nucleotide messenger RNA. Its product is annotated as transmembrane protein FAM155A-like. Gene Ontology annotation, molecular function: stretch-activated, monoatomic cation-selective, calcium channel activity. NCBI's taxonomy places the organism in Eukaryota, Metazoa, Chordata, Mammalia, Dermoptera, Cynocephalidae. The transcript has a single exon. The record is from RefSeq and is a predicted model, not a curated record. Gene Ontology annotation, cellular component: plasma membrane. The coding region runs from base 168 to 1190 and encodes 340 amino acids. Gene Ontology annotation, biological process: calcium ion import across plasma membrane.
AGAGAGAGAGAGAAAAGAGAGGGACAGAGAGAGAGAGAGAGGGAGAGAGAGAGAGGAACUGGAGGAGGGGAUAAGGAAACUAAACCCUUUAAGUCAAUGCAUAUUGUGGUGACACCGGCACAGGAGCCCUCACGGUGGAGUCGGCCAGGGCUGUGCGUUCCCAAAAUAUGACCAGGGGUGCCUGGAUGUGUCGGCAGUAUGACGACGGCUUAAAAAUCUGGUUGGCAGCACCCCGGGAGAACGAGAAACCGUUCAUCGACUCAGAGAGGGCUCAGAAAUGGCGACUGUCUUUGGCAUCUCUCUUGUUUUUCACAGUCCUGCUCUCUGAUCACUUGUGGUUCUGCGCCGAGGCCAAACUGACCCGGACCCGGGACAAGGAGCAUCAGCAGCAUCAUCAGCAGCAGCAGCGACAGCAGCAGCAGCAGCGACAGCGGCAGCAGCAGCAGCAGCAGCAGCAACAGCAGCAGCAGCAGCAGCGCCAGCGGCAGCAGGAGCCCUCCUGGCCCGCGCUCCUGGCGAGCAUGGGGGCGUCCUCGCCCGCCGCCCAGGCACACAGACUCCUCUCCGCCCCGUCGUCGCCCACCCUGCCUCCCUCCCCGGGAGACGGCGGCGGCGGCGGCGGCAAGGGCCCCCGAGGCAAAAAUAACCGGAGCAAGGCUCCUUUUCUAGGAAACUCUGCCAAACCCCUGUGGCGCCUGGAGACGUGCUACCCCCAGGGCUCGUCCUCGGGCCAGUGCUUCACGGUGGACGACGCGGACGCCGUGUGCGCCAGGAACUGGAGUCGGGGGGCGGCGGCCGCGGGCCAGGGGCAGGCGGCGGGGGGCCGGCGUCCAACUCCGCUCUGGAACUUGUCGGAUUUUUACCUUUCGUUUUGUAAUUCCUACACACUUUGGGAGUUGUUCUCGGGAUUGUCCAGUCCCAACACUUUGAACUGUAGUCUGGAUGUGGUGCUCAAGGAGGGUGAAGAGAUGACUACCUGCAGGCAGUGCGUCGAGGCUUACCAAGACUACGACCAUCACGCUCAGGAGAAAUACGAAGAGUUUGAAAGUGUGCUCCAUAAGUACUUGCAGUCGGAGGAGUACUCGGUGAAAUCGUGUCCUGAGGACUGCAAGGUAGGAACAGCGGAUGCGCACCCUCUUCCUGCGCUUUUCUAUCUCGUGGCUCGGCUGAGAUGUCUUUUGGAGUUUUAA